Molecule: messenger RNA, 3554 nt
Organism: Mesocricetus auratus (golden hamster)
Lineage: Eukaryota; Metazoa; Chordata; Mammalia; Rodentia; Cricetidae
Gene: Casp2
Product: caspase 2
Exons: 11
Coding region: 77-1435 (452 amino acids)
Biological process (GO): proteolysis; regulation of apoptotic process
Molecular function (GO): cysteine-type endopeptidase activity
Source: RefSeq, a predicted model, not a curated record
GGCGUGCGCGCUCGCUCCCGCGCGCGCGUGUGUGUGUUGUGGGCGGUGCGCGUGUGCAUCCCGGGAAGAGCUGGCAAUGGCGGCGCGGGGCGGGAGGCCGCAGCCCACUCUGCACAGGAAGGGGCUGAUGGCGGCCGACAGGAGGAGCAGGGUACUGGCGGUGUGUGGCAUGCACCCUGACCAUCAGGAAACCCUGAAGAAGAACAGGGUGGUGCUGGCCAAGCAGCUGCUGCUGAGUGAGCUGCUGGAGCAUCUCCUAGAAAAGGACAUCAUCACUUUGGAGAUGAGGGAGCUCAUCCAGGCCAAAGGGGGCAGUUUCAGCCAGAACGUGGAACUCCUCAACCUGCUGCCCAAGAGGGGACCCCAGGCUUUUGAUGCCUUUUGUGAAGCCCUGCGAGAGACCAGACAAAGUCACUUGGAAGACUUACUGCUCACAACACUCUCUGAUAUUCAGCAUGUACUCCCACCGUUGAGCUGUGACUAUGACACAAGUCUCCCUUUCUCGGUGUGUGAGACCUGCCCCCCUCACAAGCAGCUCCGCCUGUCCACAGGUACUAUGGAACACUCCUUAGAUAAUGGCGAUGGUCCUCCCUGCCUUCAGGUGAAGUCUUGCACUCCAGAGUUUUAUCAGGCACACUACCAGCUGGCCUAUAAGUUGCAGUCUCAGCCUCGCGGCCUGGCACUGGUGCUGAGCAAUGUGCACUUCACUGGAGAGAAAGACCUGGAGUUUCGCUCUGGAGGGGACGUGGACCACAAUACUCUAGUCGCCCUCUUCAAGCUUUUGGGCUAUAACGUCCACGUUCUACGGGACCAGACUGCACAGCAAAUGCAAGAGAAACUUGAGAAUUUCGCACAGUUGCCUGCGCACCGGGUCACAGACUCCUGCGUAGUGGCGCUCCUCUCACAUGGUGUGGAAGGCGGCAUCUACGGUGUGGAUGGCAAACUGCUUCAGCUCCAGGAGGUUUUUCGACUUUUUGACAAUGCUAACUGUCCGAGUCUGCAGAACAAGCCGAAAAUGUUCUUCAUCCAAGCGUGCCGUGGAGACGAGACAGAUCGAGGGGUGGACCAGCAGGAUGGGAAGAAUCACCCACAGUCCCCCGGAUGCGAGGAGAGUGAUGCUGGCAAAGAGGGGUUGAUGAAGAUGAGACUGCCCACCCGCUCAGACAUGAUAUGUGGCUAUGCUUGCCUGAAAGGCACUGCUGCCAUGCGGAACACCAAACGGGGUUCCUGGUACAUUGAAGCACUCACUCAGGUUUUCUCUGAAAGAGCUUGUGACAUGCACGUGGCUGACAUGCUGGUUAAGGUGAAUGCCCUUAUCAAGGAACGUGAAGGCUACGCCCCUGGCACAGAGUUCCACCGAUGCAAGGAGAUGUCCGAGUACUGCAGUACGCUGUGCCGGCAGCUCUACCUGUUCCCAGGCCACCCACCCACGUGAUGCCACCUGCCGCCCGUGCUGCUGGAGGCCACUGGACCACUGGGCACAAUGGAGCCUUCGCUUCGGAUGGUUUUUGUUUUUUCUUUUCUAUCUACCCGCUCAGGGAUAUGAGACUCUCCCAGGCUUAUUUCCUGCUGGCCAUCUCCAUCUUUGAGUAUGAGACUUAAGGACAGCUCUUCGGUGUGGUGCUCUGUCCCUGCAGAGCCGGCUCUGAAUGGAUUUGUUGCCAGAAGCGUUUUGGUUAUAGCCGAAGAGCCUGGAAAAUGACAUUGUGAACACAGUGUUACUGUGGAAAGAGGGCAUGGGGAUUUCUCAAUGUUUGAUAUUUCUGUUCCCAGGGCUUUUAGGGGUACUUUGGUCACUGAUUAGUCACGUCAGUUAAGGUAUCUCAGAGAUCAUCUCCUGUCUUUUUUUUUUCUUUUCCAUCUCUACAACCUCGUUUGUCCCAGAGUAAAGAUUUGGAAGAUGUCCCACUUUAACGUAGGUGUGUUCGUCUGUCUUGAUGAGGCAGAUGAGAGUCGGGCCGUGCUGCUGUGAGCAGAAGUUCCCGAGCAUGCCUUCGCGUGCAGGCCCUAGUGUAGGGCUGUCUUCUCAGCUCCUUCGUGCUCUCUGCAGCCAGCCUUCGACAGAGCCUAAGGUCUGCGUGCCGUGACACUGGGCGCUACAGAAAUUCCCCGGGCCAUAGAAACGCAGUGACAGGUGAACACGCCGUGUCUCACACUGUCCCGUCACCAGGAUGUCUCCUGCCUUACUGUGAUUUCCACUAUCUGGCCUCCAGAAGGUUCUUGCUUUGCACUGACGUGCCCCUCUUUGUCUUUCGUCCUGUUCGCCGCUUCUGCCAAGUCUGAGGUCCUCCUUUGCAGGCUCUUCUGGCCACUGAAGGUCUGUAGCAUCUUCUUCCUUCCUUCCUUCCUUCCUUCCUUCCUUCCUUCCUUCCUUCCUUCCUUCCUUCCUUCCUUUCUUCCGUUUCUUGAGGCACUACCCCUCCCCCCAUUGUUUCCUUGUGUCAGUGAGGAUAGUACCAUACAUGAUAUUCCAUUAACCUAAAGCACUUGUUUCUGCUUUUAUGAAGCUUUAUUUUUGUUUGUUUGUUUGUUUGUUUUCGAGGCAGGGUUUCUCUGUAUAGUUUGGAGCCUGUCCUGGAACUCGCUCUGUAGAUCAGGCUGGCCUCGAACUCAUGGAGCCCCUCCUGUCUCUGCCUCCCAAGUGCUGGGAUUAAAGGUGUGUGGCACUACUGUCCACCAGAACUUUAUUAUUCUUUAAAAACCUUUGCACUUCCAUUUUUGCCUCUCUUCCAGUUUAUCUUCCACAUAACAGUAGUUUCAGUUUUUAAUAUAUCUGAUGAUGUCGCUCCCUGCUUAGAGCACUAGCUUCCUUUACACCUCAUCUGAAAGUCAAAUCCUUACCCAGUUUACAGGAUCUGGCUCUUACUUCCCUUGGAUCUCAAUAAAUGGUGAUCUCUCGCUGUGCUCCAGCCUCUCAGUGUCUCCUAUCAGUGUCGCAGGUGUUCUGAGCUCUUCUUUAGGACAGUGUCUGAUUCUCGAGUCUAGUGGCGCCCUCUCCACAAGCUGUCCUCUUUUGACUUCAUUGUUCUUACUGCAGUUUGUAGCGGCACGUCCCUACCGAGCUGAAAGCUCCCAGAGAGCAGCACCGUGUUUCUUACUGUAUACCCAGUGCUUGGCACUUAGUAGGUCUUCAAUGAAUGUUUCUUGAAAAACAAGGAGUCAAGCAGCUAGCUCCAGUUAAAUCCUACCUUUUAGCAAUUUCUAAAUUGUUCCUACAGCAUACAGUUUCAUUAGUAUUUGUGCUCUUUGGGGUUUUUUCAGGUGUUUUAUUUUCAUCCACUGAUUUCUUGUUUGUUUUUAAACUGUUUGAAGACACGUCACGUGUGAGACAACUUCCUUCGCAUCUCCAUGGUGCCCAGCAUAUUUGAGGCCUAUGGUAGUUGAGGUGCUCUAUUAAUGUUUGUUGUGUGAACCAGGUGGUUUGAAGACUUGCUGCCAAAUUCUGCCUUUGGGUCAGUAUAGGAUGCAUAUAUCUGAGUGGUAGAAUCUUCACACUUCCCACUGCCAAGAUUUUGUAUUGCCAUCAGGUGCCAAAUAAAUGUUGAUACUUAUUA